Molecule: messenger RNA, 4845 nt
Organism: Mizuhopecten yessoensis (Yesso scallop)
Lineage: Eukaryota; Metazoa; Mollusca; Bivalvia; Pectinida; Pectinidae
Exons: 14
Coding region: 238-3063 (941 amino acids)
Biological process (GO): positive regulation of hippo signaling
Cellular component (GO): cytoplasmic side of apical plasma membrane; cytoskeleton
Source: RefSeq, a predicted model, not a curated record
CUCAUCGGCCUGUGUGAAGCGAAAAUCUACAAAGAAGUUCGGAAUGUGAAGAAUUUGGGUGCGAUGUGACUAUUAUGUGCUAUUUGAUUACAAUGUUGGAUCGCUAUGCAUUUUCGCAUAUACGUUGGACCUAAAUUUCGACAGGAUGGAUGCCACUAUAGCCUGUUGUGGUCACCCAAAGCCCGUAGAUUGCUGUGUGACGCCGCAUCUAUCGUGUAACUAGGGGCGGCCUGGAGCAUGUCUUCUAUCAGUCUGGCACAUGCCUCCUGUAAGAAGCGAAAAGUGGUCAACGUGAUUCUGUUAGACAAGGAACAUAUACAAGUCUAUGUUGAUGUAAAAUCAAAAUUUCAAGAUGUGUUCAAUCAAGUGACAGGCCACCUGAAUCUGCGGGAAACAGAAUACUUUGGACUGGCGCAGAAGAAAGACGGUGAAUACCAAUUUGUCACUCUGGAGGAAAAAGUUCACAAGCAAGCACCAAAGGCAUGGAAGUCGGGUCACGGAGAGGGUUUUGACGCAGCAGGCCAGCCGGUGUUCACCGUGUACUUCAAAGUCCAGUUUUAUGUUGACCAAGUCGUCCUGUUGAGGGAGAAUGUUACGCGUCACCUGUACUACCUACAGCUGAGGGAGAACAUCCUCCACUAUGACCAUGUGUGUACAGAGGAGAAGUGUUUCCAGAUUGCAUCCUUUGCUCUACAGGCUGACUUUGGCAACUACUACCCAGACAGACAUGGCGAGGAAUACUUCGACCCGCGGGAAUACUUCCCUGCUUGGAUGAUACAGCAGAGAGGCAGUCCCUAUAUACAAACAAAUACUCCACUUAUACACCAAGAUCUGCAAAAUCUGACCAAGUCAGAGGCCAAGCUACGAUUUAUCAAGGAGGCGUCAUUGUCUCCUGCAGCCCAUAAUCUCCACUUCUACCGUCUCCGCAAAAGGAAAACAGACAAACGAUGGAAUGCCUGGCUAGGCAUUUGUGCACGGGGCAUAGAAAUAUAUGAGGAACUUGAAGGCCAUUUGAAAGACUUGAUUUCUACUUUCCUAUGGCCUGACAUAGGGAAAUUAUAUUUUGAUAAAAAGAAGUUUGAGAUUAGAUCCGUGGGUAACCCUGCAGGGCGGAAGUUCACCUACUACACUGACUGUGAUCACACAUCUAAGUACUUACUGUACAUCUGUCGCACCACUCACAUGUUCCAGAUGGCCAUUCAGUCCAAACUCAUGGAGAUACAGCAUCUCGAUGCAGAAGACAAGAAGCGAUACAACGAGGCAUACAUAUACAGUGACACAAAGGACUACAUGGCCAAUGGAGGCUCGUUCCGGGGGAGUCUGUCCCCCGCUAGCAAGUCGUCCAGUACAAACCCACGCUACUCUGUCAUCAGUGAUGCCAGCUCAAAUACCACAUCAGGCAUUGCCAGUGACAAGAUGACCAUUAGUUUUGAGGGAGAGGAUGAUCCAUCAAGAGAGAUCUUGAUAGACUGUCCCCCUAGACCACUGAGCCGACUGACACCUCCUAGUCAAUCCCGCUCCAAGUACUCUGUGGUGUCACGUGAUGGUGUGACCAUUUCUACCCUGCCAAACUACAAAUCGAACAAGAACGGAAGUCCUGAGAUGGGACCUACAGAAUUGUACAAAUCUUCCUCAGUGGGACGACCAAGUGGGACUAAGCCCGGCGACCACUCCCCAUCCAUACCCCGACCUCAAAAGCUCUCGCCAUCGUCCAAACAUGGCACAGACAAGAGGUCACCAGGGUCGUCGUCUGUAGGAGCCUUCCCGUUGAGCGGACAUCAGUCAGACAUGGACUACUCACCCUCAGGGGGUGAAGGAUACCGCAGAAUGUCACAGCAACACGUUUACCCUCCACAGUUCAGCCCCAGGACAGUACCAAUAUACAUGGCACACACACCAACAUCUAGUGGAGGGGCCCCACCGCCCGAGCGCAUCUCCUACUCACAACCAGUCAGCCGCAGCGCUAGUCGGGCAGACAGCUUCAAGGGUACACUAGGUCAGUUACAGAUACACACCAGUGACAGCCAGCUACCCCAUCUCCAGCUCGACUCAGGGCUCAGUGAUCAAAUGAUGGACAUGUUUUCUGGUAAUGUAAAUUUGGCCUCCUAUCACCAAAAUCAGUCUGGACCGGAGGCUGGCCUUCCACACAUGGUGCCAAGGUCCAAGUUCAUGCCCUCAAAUCGUAAUGUUGAUUCCAGUGGUGCCUAUGUAGAGGGCAGUGAGAUGACACUUCAGGCACCUGAACUUUUUGCUCCUCCACCAAUGUUUGCUGACACCUCAAGUCGUGCUAACUUGGCGGAUGUGUCUCCUGUACUGGACACAAAUGCUGUAUUAAAUCUAGGUCAAGAUCAUCAGGUGUCCCAACCACCUUGUGAACAAAGACACUACAUGGAAACAGAUUUGGACGAAGACUUGGAGUCGUCUCCAGAUACUUCCUUGUCAGAGAGUCUUCCACCGAAACAAAGAGCAGGAAACAAGAAGAAGGAAACGUUACAUCCAGAACUGAAGGAGAAAAUAUUUGGUCAAAAUAUGUUUGCAAUACCACUUAUGAUGGCACUAUGCAAGGACAAAACAUUGAUGGGGGCGAACAGUCAGAAUGGUAAUUUGAGUGGCUCCUAUGAUGCAUCUACGAUACAAUCAACCGAUUCUCGAAUCUCACACAGGUUGUCUAAUGACCUUGACCCUAGGCGACUGUCAUCAUGUUACCCUAGUAGUACUAUGGUAUCAUCACACUCCAAUCGGCCAUUCAGUUGGCACAGUGAAAGUUUUGACUUGGAUGCACAGUUGGCCUUCAGUGGCUACCCGGGUGUGGCUUCCUCUGUUGACAAUCAUCGGAGUGUGCCUCAAAAUAUUGGUGACCUAACUGGGAUUACAAAUGCAUCUUGGACUCAUGCUAUAUCACAUGGGAUUCCCUUCAGACAAGGUGUGUUGGACAGAUACUCUCCCGAACUCAUAGCAACACAGCUUAUGAUUCCACCAAAAAUCUCCAGUGGAAGGGGACAUAACUCCAAUGAUAGAAAUAUCAGCCAAAAGCCACUGAAGGAAACCAUAGGCAUAGCAUGACAGUGAAAGUUUUUUCUUUUUUUUUUUCUCUAAACUUUGUUGAGUUUGUGACAUUUUAUGUUAUUGUUCCCUCUGUGCUAAUAUAAAUACCUCUUUAUGUUAUUGAAUGUAUAUUAACAACAGAUGGUAUUCUAUCUAAUUUUGAAAAUCAAAAUGUGUUUUAUGUUCUGCCAAGACUAUUAAGGUAGUGUAUAAAAGGUUCCACCUCUUGAGAUGAAUCCUGCCAAUAUUUUAUCCUACAUUUCUUCCAAAAGUUUUAGAUGCCAGUGUCUUUUGUUCAAACAAAUUUCUUGUUCACAUGUUCAACGAAUAUUAUGUGGAAUAUACUCUAUUUUUACAUCAGUAUUUGUGAUUUUGUAUGUCAGCCAAAUCAUACCCCCCUGUUGAUCAUAUUUUAACUAUCAGGAUUUGUUUCGAAAUACUGUAAUUUUUUCCUUAUAGAUGCCGCUGUCAUCUGACCUUGUCCACAUUUAGUGGUUAGGGAUUCUUUGUUUUGGGACUUUUAUUAUUGUUAUAUGGUUCACUUAUUAAGAAUUUCACAGUCAAGUGAUGUUGCCUAUGAAAGAAGACACUCUAUGACAGUUGUUGGUGCUUGCUACUACAAAGAACUCGAUGGUAGCUCUUUGUCGAGAUUGAAGUACUCAAAGUUGUUUACAUAAUCCCAGUUUUGAAUGAAUGGGAGGGAACACAAGACGUAUAUUCAGAUAUGCUUAUUUGAAUCUUCCUUCAAAACUUUGAUUUAUUUUGGUUUGAAAUUUUAAAAGGAUAGAGUAAUAUUUGUACUGUGUGCUGCUGCCUAGGAGCGAGGGAGACUGUUCAUGUUCUGUGUGUUAGCUCUCACACCUUAUGUCCUGUGUUAUAUACUAUAACCUGUAACUGAGCAAGAUCAGGCUACAGAUUCUGUAACAAUACCCAAAGAGAGGCGCAGGCCAAGAUUCGAUUUUUGUAGAAUCUUAGCCUGAGACUUAGAUAACCUGAUCUCACUUAGUUACAGGUAAUUGAUUCUUUUCUCACACCUUAACACCUUAUCAGUUGGAUACAUUUUUUUUUCAUCAUAGUUAUAGGUAUUCUGUCUGGCCUCUGCACUUCUUAAGUUAUAUUUGAAUACUUAAAAAACAAAUGAUAUGGUCCAUGCUAAAAAGAGAAAAAAAAAUUGUAUCACAGUGUUAAUUAUGUUUGAUAUACAAUAUAAUGAAUUAAUAACACCAAAAUAUUUACAGUGAAUAUUUUAUAUGUCUGUGAUUAUAUCGCCGAGUUAAAUUUGGUGCUAGACAGAUCAAGUAAGAUUAGAAAAUAUAGCACUGGGUAUAAUGUGAGAUAUCCUUGUCUUGGAAUUCGUCAGCACACAUUGUUGUACAUGCCCUCAUUCAAGUUGCCAUUUGGCCACAGUACACAUUGCAAACAGAUACAGGUGUUCAGUUCAAGGUGAAGAUGACAGUCUGUUUUAGAAUUUCUAAAUAACAUCUUGAUUCUACAGCAAACUUCACAACAAAUUCUUUUGAACUUGUCUCAUUAAUCAUGAAUUAUAUUACAAUGUACUACAAAAUAGGAGAUAAAUAGACAAAUUAUGUUAAAACUCAUUUUUUUAUCAUUGGUUCAGUAUUUCACAGACAUACGGUUCAGUAGAGUUGAUACAUACAGUAUACAGUAGAGUUGAUACAUACGGUAUACAGUGGAGUUGAUACAUAUGGUACAGUAGAGUUGAUACAUACAGUACAGUAGAGUUGUGAUAUGUAAGGUACAGUAGAGUUGAUACAUACAGUACAGUAGAGUUGAUACAUA